AAACUUAACUUUAUAAAUAAUUAUUAGUGUACAUGUAUUAUUAGUACGUAUUCAUGUAUUUCAACCAAUUUAACAUCUAUUUACAGCACGUUCUUUUGUUUCCGAUAUUUUGUUUAUAUACGUUCGUGUGUCUCUAUAUAUAUAUAUAUGUACUCGCCCCUUCUGCCAAUCUGACAUUCUCUCUUAACUCCACAAAUAUAUAAAAUAUGGAUAACAAUAAAGCUCCACCGCCGCCGCCGCCGCCGGAGCUCGACAUAGACAACCUUCGCGCCACCAAAGUACUCGGCAAAGGCGCCACCGGCACUGUUUUCCUCGUCCCCGACAAUUCACGCGGCGGCCAACCCUUCGCCCUCAAGGUGGUCGAGAAAUCCUCCGCCCACAGCAAGCACCACGCCGACCGCCGCGCCCGCCACGAGAUAUCCGUCCUCAGCCGCUUCUCCGCCGCCGCGGAGCCUCACCCUUUCCUCCCCCACCUGAUUGGCUCCGCCGAGAAUCAGGAGUUCAUCUGCUGGGCCAUACCCUUCUGCCCCGGCGGAGACCUGAACGUGCUCCGGCACCGGCAGAACGACCGCGUUUUCUCCCCCGCCGUCAUCCGCUUCUACUUGGCCGAAAUCAUCUGCGCCGUCGAACACCUCCACGGCCAAGGCAUUGUGUACAGAGACCUCAAGCCGGAAAAUAUCCUCGUGCAACAGUCCGGUCACGUGACACUCACGGACUUCGACUUGUCACGUGACUUGGUCCCCAGAAAAUCCGGAAUCUUCUACUCCGACACCGACGAAGAAAAAUCAUCCAAACAAUACCCGCAGGCGAAGGGGAGUAAGAUCACGCGCUUCGUAAUUCCCAAAAGAGGUAAUAAUAAGAAGGGGGUGAAGAAGGCGAAGAGCGCGCGUGUUUCUCCCGUCAGCCGUAGAAACCCUAACGAAUUAAUCUCAGCCAACGAGCGCUCCAAUUCAUUCGUCGGCACCGAGGAAUACGUCUCGCCGGAGGUCAUACGCGGCGACGGCCAUGAAUUCGCCGUCGACUGGUGGGCCCUAGGCGUCCUCUGCUUCGAAAUGCUGUACGGUGCCACGCCGUUCAAGGGGAAGAAUCGGAAGGACACGUACCGGAAAAUUCUCUUCGCCGAGCCGGAGUUCAUCGGUAAACCCAGCGCGUUGACCGACUUGAUCGGAAAGUUGCUCGAAAAGGACCCCACGCGCCGCCUGGGGUACCACGGCGGCGCGUCGGAGAUCAAGGAGCACGAGUUCUUCCGGGGGCUGAAUUGGGAUUUGCUGACGGAGGUGCUGCGGCCGCCGUUUCUGCCGUUAAGGGACGAAGAGGAGGCGGCGGAAGGUGAGAUUGGCAUAAGGGAGUAUUUUCAGAAGCUGAAGCUACCGCCGCCGUCGCCAUUACGGUCGCCGUCACUGGAUGAUUGUAGUAACGGUUUGUCAUUAACGGAGUUCUGACUGACACGCACGUGUAAAGGGCUUUGAUUUUAAUUUGUUUUUCUUCUGUAAUUAUUAAUUUUAUAUUAUCUGUAAAUAAAAUAAGGGUAUGACUGGAAACUUGGCGUUAAUUAAGGGAUAGGUGUCAGUGGUUAGAUAUUAGAGAUGAGAAUUAGAUUUGAUGUAAUUUAAGCUAAUCAUAGUUGAAUUGGUGGUCUACUCCCACACGGUGGCGCGUGGUAUAUAAUCACCACACAGCGGUUUAAAAGGCUGCUGCUUGUAAUGAUGUCCAAGAUUUUAUCGUGUACCAUUGGAAUUUUAAUAUUCAUGGUUUCAAGUUUUAUUA
This is a messenger RNA of Erythranthe guttata (spotted monkey flower), 1767 nucleotides long. The record is from RefSeq and is a predicted model, not a curated record. Lineage: Eukaryota; Viridiplantae; Streptophyta; Magnoliopsida; Lamiales; Phrymaceae.